Messenger RNA from Scheffersomyces coipomensis, 768 nucleotides. RefSeq lists its product as uncharacterized. Gene Ontology annotation, cellular component: Dsc E3 ubiquitin ligase complex; endoplasmic reticulum. NCBI's taxonomy places the organism in Eukaryota, Fungi, Ascomycota, Pichiomycetes, Serinales, Debaryomycetaceae. The record is from RefSeq and is a predicted model, not a curated record. The coding region runs from base 1 to 768 and encodes 255 amino acids. Gene Ontology annotation, biological process: SREBP signaling pathway. The transcript has a single exon.
AUGACACAAACCAUAAAUUUGGAAGCAGAGCUACGAGAUUUCCAAGCAAAAAAGUACCCCACUAUCGAACAAACGUUAGUCAAUAAUGCAUCUGUACUAUAUAAAAGGAAGAAGUUCUUCUUAGAAGAUUUAAGACAAUCAGCUAAAUUCAUAGGGUUUGCCAUAAUAGGAAUCAUCUACUUAAGAGAUAUAUCGAUGUUAAGAUUGGCCAUAAGGGCGUUUAUUCAAUAUUCCAUAUCAAAUCCAUAUCCGACGGCAAGUGUCAGAGUAAUGGUAUCAGAUGAAAAUAAAAGAGCAUUGACCAAAUCAUUAUUAUUAGGGAUAAUAACAGCUAAUGGGUUUUGUAUAUUGAUACAUUUAUUAUUUGGGGUUUAUAAAAAGAGUCCAUCGGCAGAUGGAUAUUUGCAUGGUGGAAUGUCAGUUCAAUUUAUUGGAGAAAGGUUACCUUAUUCAACUUUUGAAUUAUUAGUAUUGGAUUUACUUGUUUUCUUCAUUCAAUUAACUUAUCAUAGUUUAAUGUGUGUUACUGAUGAUUCUAUUGUUUUAGAACUGAAAAAGCCGGACUUGAAUCUUAAUGAAGAAGAACAAAUCAUUGAUAAAGCUCAUAUUGAAGGUGAUGGUUAUAAUGGAAACGUGCUCCUAAUGAGUAUUGAUUUAACAGGUAAUGUUAGAAAAGUCCUUAGAUAUGAAGAUAGAUUCUCUUCACCUACACUGUUGUUAGGAGGUGCCACCCCCGCUACUCCACCAACAGCUCUGUUCAUGGUAUGA